Silurus meridionalis is the source of this 2763-nucleotide messenger RNA. Its product is annotated as USP6 N-terminal-like protein. NCBI's taxonomy places the organism in Eukaryota, Metazoa, Chordata, Actinopteri, Siluriformes, Siluridae. The record is from RefSeq and is a predicted model, not a curated record. Bases 343 to 2115 code for a protein of 590 amino acids. The transcript has 14 exons.
UGCGCCGUGUGGGUUGGAAGCUGCGCUCCUACGCGUUCACCGAAAAGAUCCACCGCUCGGCACCAUGUCCGCGUGCAGAGAAUGAAAAGCUCGGAUCGCAGCUGCCGCACGGGAAGAACCGGAGCGCGUCCUCCGUAACCGGUAACGCUGCCGCUCACCCCGUGGGUUUAUAAUGGCAUCUCAGCGGGCAGCUUUGUUUGGAACCCACUGUCCCAAUCCUAUUGCAUUUGCCUUAUAAAAAAAAGAGAUCUUUGCGCUCUCGUUAGACCUCGGAGUGGAUUAUAAAUAUUUACUAUUAUUUUUCUGAUCGGAUUGUGUGAUGAUCGAUACCUACAUAUUGACAUGAAGAAGGAUAUCGAGGUGCUGAUAGCAGAGGAACGUGCACAGAUCAUCUGUAAAUAUGAUAAGGGUAGGGAGGAGGGGGUUGAGAUCGACCCUUGGGAAGAUGCAGACUACAGCAUUUACAAGGUCACGGAUCGCUUCGGCUUCCUGCAUGAGGAAGAGCUCCCCAUUCCAACUCUUGUUGAAGAGAAGCAAAAGCAGCUGGAGGUUGACCGCGUACAGAAAUGGUUGAAGAUGGUCCGAAAAUGGGAGAAGUACAAAAACAGCGAGCGGAUGGUAAAGAGGGUGUACAAGGGUAUUCCAUUGCAACUACGAGGUCAAGCAUGGAGCCUACUUCUAGAUGUGGAGGAGGUUAAGAAGGAGAACGAAGGGAAAUACGAGAGAAUGAUCGAACAAGCCAAGAUCUACUCGACGGAAAUUAAACAGAUCGAUCUUGACGUGAACAGGACCUUCCGAAACCAUAUCAUGUUCAUGGAUCGGUUUGGAGUAAAGCAGCAGUCGCUGUUCCACGUGCUCAGUGCGUACUCUGUGUACAACACGGAGGUGAGCUAUUGCCAGGGUAUGAGUCAGAUUGCUGCUAUUUUGCUGAUGUACAUGAACGAAGAAGAUGCAUUCUGGGCCAUGUCCCAGCUGCUGACCAAUCAGAAACACAGCAUGCAUGGCUUCUUCAUUCCUGGAUUUCCCAAACUGCACAGAUUCCAGAACCACCAUGAUCAGAUUCUGUCCAAACUUCUCCCAAAACUGAAGAAACAUUUGGACAGGGAGCAGAUGUUCAGCGGUAUUUACAGUACUAAAUGGUUCCUGCAGUGUUUUAUUGACCGGACACCAUUCACCCUGACCUUACGCCUGUGGGACAUCUUUAUCCUUGAGGGAGAGAAGAUCCUCACAGCCAUGGCCUACACUAUCCUUAAACUGCACAAGAAGCGUUUGUUGAAGAUGUCGCUAGAGGAGCUGAGAGAGUUCCUGCAGGAGACGAUAGCCGAAACGUUCGAGGUCAGCGACGAUGCGGUCAUCGAGCAGCUUCAGGUCUCCAUUUCAGAGCUGCGCAAAAUGAAGCUGGACCUUCCAUCUCCAGCUAAACCUGAUGAGCUGCCACGGAAGCCCCUCGGUGUGGAGCAGCCUGUCCUCCUCACCCCAAUGCAACCGCACAGCCCGACCACAGAUCAGGAAACACCAGACAAGAGCCAGCUAGCCAAACAUUUUCCAGCUUCCCUCCAGAUCUCACUCCAGGAAUCAAUCGUUCCUGAUCAGGAACGAUCCUCCCCAGAAGAUAACGUGCUCUAUGAGGCUCGGGAUGUAUACAACGUAUCUCCGUUUUCCUCCCCUGACCCGGUUCUAGUGCAUACAGAGAUCGUUUUUGGCCCAAAUGCAGCGACGGAAGCUCACGAAGAGCAGCCACCACCAUACGAGCCCUGCAGAAAAGCCGAAACAAGCUUUUCGCAAGCUACAGCAGAGGGCGCUUUAUUCGUAACGCACCCAAGCAAGCUCCACUUGACGUUAUCGAAAGCCUCUGCGCAAAAAUACGAGAACCUCCCAGGUAGAGAAGCGCUGAAGAGAAGCGAGGAGAGAAAAAUUGUAUCAGAGAAGUCUGUGGUAUUACCUCAGAACUCUGCUUUUAUUAAACGUCCCCACUCAGACCCUGCACAAGCAUCAUCUACCCCACACACAGAGCUUUCAUUAUCCACAGCAGGAAGGAAACUGAUGACUGUUCCCUCAGACCCGCUGUUUGCCCGCCAUGAUUUUCCCAAUCUCCCCAAAUCAGAGACUUUUUAAGCCGGCUGUAAGUUCAUUGACUUUAGUUGUUUGUUUUUUGUUUUUUGACUCCUUUUCAAUAUCAUUCUUCCUGAAGGAUAUUGUUCAAGUUCUCAAAAAGGAUGUUACAGGGGAUGCAAUAUAAUCCAUCAUACUGUGCCUGAGUAGAGAUGCAACCAAUGUUCAGUGCACCAGGUAAUAGUUUACAAACUAUUAUUUAUAAGCAAAAAAAAAUAAGGUCCUAAAUUAAUCAUUUGAGCUUUAAGAGGUGAGAAAAUGAAAAUCUGUUAAGGAAAAAACAAAGAUAAUGAUUUCUGUUAUAAAAAGUGAGCUGGCUCGCUGUUCUACAUGAGCCACAAAAACCAUCCUCAGCCGUAUUAAUAUAUUUUGGCUUUUUCAGUUCUUAAUUUAUUGCUUUUUUUUAUUGUCGUUUGAAACAAGGGAAAAUAUCUGGCUAAAAAAAAGAUUUCGUAAAUCCUGGAUUUAUUCAACAGCAAUCGAAAACCAAAAAAAAAUCAAAUGUUAUUAUCAUUUUAAUUAUUACUACCAGUCGUUUUUUUUUUGCUUUUGAAUAAGUUGCAAUUUAUCGUUUUUUUAUGCUUUUAAGCGUUAACGCUUAAACAAAAAAACACGCAGCAAUAAACUAAUUUGUUGCAUUAAUUCACAAAA